GUCACGUAAGUCUUCACUGAGUAAACGACGAACAUCACAGAUAUGGGCUCGUUAGAUGAUAGUCACGUAGGGGAUGCACCAGGAAGACGAAAAUGGUUUAGUCUAAAGCGUGGACCAAGCGGAAAGAAGAAACUUAUCAAAAAUAUUCUUGAGAAACAAGAGGUCCUCAGUAGUAAAAUAACAUCGCUCACAGAUGACAGAAAAGGUGUACUCGAGGAGCUCGGUGUUACAAAUAAAUGCAUAGCUGAUUUGACAAGAAAUAUCGCUGAUCUUGUUUCUAUAAGCGAUUUUAGAAAAGAAUUCGACGAGGAUUUGAAGCGGCAGCUUAGUGAUGGACGAAAAGAACAAACUGCACUGGCAGAUGAACUAAAACAGACGUACAAAGAAAAACAGACCGUCGAGCUAGAACUAUGCAAGUUUCAAGCUCACACUCAGAAAAUGACAUCGGAUUUAGAGCAAGCAAAUAGAAAACUAGACAGAGCCGAAGAUCUACUGAUUAAGUCUAAGAACAACAUUAACAACAUGAAGGAUGGAAAAAUGGAUUUACAUCUAGAGAUACAGAGACAAGAAGAUGUCAUCCGAGAAUUAUCUGUCGACGUGCAACUAUUAAAGGAAAAAAUAACUGGUCUUCAAGGUGAAAUUGAAGAUGGAGAAAACAGGAUCGAGAAUAUGAAAGAAGAACGGGCACAUCUUUUGGAACAUAUACGAUAUAAAUCACAAGUAUACGAAGACAAACUCAAGAUCUGCUUUUUACAUAUUAAUGGUCUAAAGAAGGAAAGGGAUCAAAUUAAAGAUAAAGAACCUAGUGGAAAAUUGUCUAUCACUGCAGCACCACAGCAACCAACGAUGUUAAACAAUGGAACCUUUCCUAAAGCAAAUAAUGUUACUGACUGGGACAAACGCGAGCUCGAGCACCAGAAGACGAAAGUCUUACAAUUAGAACUUCAGCUGUAUCGCCGAGACAAACUGAUAGAGAAGCUGGUAGACAAAGUAAAACAACACGACAAGUCAUUUAGUUUGGGACAGGAUAUCAGUAUGGUAGCAUACCUAGAUGAGAACUGGUCAGCAGUUAUAAUUCCAGACAUCGAUACUGAACCAAGUACAUCACCUUCAAAUACAACAACGGCCUCAGAUACAACAACAGUUACGUCACAGUUUUGCAGUUAUACCUCUUCAAUGAGUGAUAUGUUUGAAUCUUCAUGAUUUUUAUAAUAAAUUUG
Mytilus californianus (California mussel) is the source of this 1220-nucleotide messenger RNA. RefSeq lists its product as uncharacterized. The record is from RefSeq and is a predicted model, not a curated record. Bases 43 to 1203 code for a protein of 386 amino acids. The transcript has 9 exons. Lineage: Eukaryota; Metazoa; Mollusca; Bivalvia; Mytilida; Mytilidae.